AUGAGAGAAAUUAUCCAUUUGUCUACUGGCCAGUGUGGUAACCAGAUUGGUGCUGCCUUUUGGGAAACCAUUUGCGGCGAACACGGUUUAGAUGCUGACGGAAACUACCACGGAACAGACGACAUCCAAAAGUCCAGACUCAACGUCUACUACAACGAAGCAAGCAGUGGAAAAUACGUGCCAAGAGCAGUUCUCGUUGAUUUGGAGCCAGGCACCAUCGACACUGUCAAAUCGUCAGAGUUUGGUAACUUGUUCAGACCAGAUAAUCUCAUAUACGGCCAAUCUUCCGCGGGCAACGUUUGGGCUAAGGGCCAUUACACAGAAGGUGCCGAACUGGUUGACUCUGUUUUGGACGUCGUCAGAAGAGAGGCUGAAGGCUGCGACUCCUUGCAAGGUUUCCAAAUCACCCACUCCUUGGGUGGUGGUACCGGUUCUGGUAUGGGUACUCUUUUGAUUUCCAAGAUCAGAGAGGAGUUCCCAGACAGAAUGAUGGCCACCUUCUCUGUGAUGCCUUCUCCAAAAGUCAGCGACACCGUUGUGGAGCCAUACAACGCUACCUUGUCUAUCCACCAACUGGUCGAGAACUCGGACGAGACCUUCUGUAUCGACAACGAGGCCUUGUACGACAUUUGCGUCAGAACUUUGAAAUUGAACCAACCAUCCUACAACGACUUGAACCACCUUGUGUCCUCAGUUAUGUCUGGUGUCACCACUUCGCUCCGUUUCCCAGGACAAUUGAACUCCGAUCUCAGAAAGCUUGCCGUGAACCUUGUGCCAUUCCCAAGAUUGCACUUCUUCAUGGUUGGCUAUGCUCCGCUGACCUCCAUCGGAUCGCAAUCUUUCAGAUCGCUGACUGUCCCUGAACUGACCCAGCAAAUGUUUGACUCUAAAAACAUGAUGGCGGCUUCCGACCCAAGAAAGGGAAGGUACCUGACUGUUGCUGCUUUCUUCAGAGGUAAGGUUUCUGUCAAGGAGGUCGAGGACGAGAUGCACAAGGUCCAGACCAAGAACUCCGACUACUUUGUCGAAUGGAUUCCAAACAACGUUCAAUCUGCCGUUUGUUCUGUUGCUCCAAAGGGUCUCGACAUGUCCGCCACGUUCAUUGGAAACUCGACCUCCAUCCAGGAGCUGUUCAGAAGAGUUGGCGAUCAGUUCAGUGCCAUGUUCAGAAGAAAGGCGUUCUUGCACUGGUACACCUCCGAGGGUAUGGACGAGAUGGAGUUUACCGAGGCCGAGUCCAACAUGAACGAUCUUGUCAGCGAGUACCAGCAAUACCAGGACUCCAACGACAUUGACGAGGAAUUGGACUACGCUGAUGAGGCUCCGUUGGAGGAUAUGAUGGAGUAA
Molecule: messenger RNA, 1347 nt
Organism: Ogataea parapolymorpha DL-1
Lineage: Eukaryota; Fungi; Ascomycota; Pichiomycetes; Pichiales; Pichiaceae
Product: Tubulin beta chain
Exons: 3
Coding region: 1-1347 (448 amino acids)
Biological process (GO): mitotic cell cycle; microtubule cytoskeleton organization
Cellular component (GO): microtubule; cytoplasm
Molecular function (GO): GTPase activity; structural constituent of cytoskeleton; GTP binding
Source: RefSeq, a predicted model, not a curated record